CAUUGAAGGAUCGCUUUUCUCUUUUUUUCCCUCUGACAUCGAUUCCUGCCUUGUUCCUUGACAUAGCGGCGAAAAGGGUAUACUGGUGUGGCGAUAUGGAGGGUCACGAGAACAAGGAGCCUGAGCAGCUUAGAAAGUUAUUCAUCGGAGGCCUGAGUUUUGAAACGACAGAAGACAGUCUGAGGGCUCACUUUGAGCAAUGGGGGAAGCUUACAGAUUGCGUGGUUAUGAGAGACCCAGCCAACAAACGCUCCAGAGGGUUUGGGUUUGUGACGUACUCCUGUGUAACAGAAGUAGAUGCUGCAAUGGGGGCCCGACCUCACAAGGUGGAUGGGCGCGUGGUGGAACCCAAAAGGGCUGUGUCCAGAGAGGACUCCUCAAAACCGGGAGCUCAUCUAACGGUGAAGAAGAUUUUUGUUGGUGGGAUCAAAGAAGACACAGAGGAGUAUCAUAUAAGGGAAUACUUUGAACGCUAUGGGAAGAUUGAGAGCAUCGAUGUAAUGGAAGACCGUCCAACUGGCAAGAAGAGAGGAUUUUGUUUUGUUACUUUUGAUGACCAUGACACUGUGGAUAAAGUUGUUGCUCAAAAAUAUCACACAAUAAAUAGCCACAAUUGUGAGGUCAGGAAAGCGUUGCCCAAACAGGAAAUGCAAGCAGCUAAUAACCAGAGGAGCAGAGGUGGAGGUGGUGGAAACUUCAUGGGCCGUGGAGGUGGUAACUUUGGAGGUGGUAACUUUGGCCGAGGGGGAUACGGCGGGGGCCGAGGAGGCUAUGGAGGUGAUGGCUACAAUGGGUUUGGAGGAGAUGGUCCAAACUAUGGUGGUGGCCCAGGCUAUGGAGGGGGCCGGGGGGGCUAUGGUGGCGAUCCAGGUUAUGGCAACAAUGGAGGGGGGUUUGGAGGAUAUGAUAACUACAACGACGGAGGAAACUUUGGAGGGAACUUUGGUGGAGGAGGAGGUGGAAACUACAAUGACUUUGGGAACUAUGGUGGCCAGCAGUCCAACUAUGGACCCAUGAAGGGAAAUGACUUUGGUGGAAGUAACUCAGGUGGACCCUAUGGCGGUGGCUAUGGCUCAGGCGGCGGAGGCGGUGGCUAUGGCUCUCGGCGAUAUUAACACUCAUUAAUCAGUGGCAUCAGUUCUUAGCAGGGGAGGAGAUGAGCAAAGGAGUUGUCAGGAAAGCUGCAGGUUACAUUGAGGCAGUCGUCUGAGCGCAGUAGAAGGACACUGGAGGAGCCAGGAUCCAUAGUCAGAAAAGAAAAAAAGUUACUGCAGCUUUAAUUGGAGACUCCUUUUGACAAGACCCUUACACCCUAGCUACAGUGCAAGAGUGUAGCUAGUGACAACAGAAACAGCGUCUACAUUCCUUUCAUCAUCUUUGAUGCUAGAUUCCCUCACCUCACCCCACGGAAUGAAAAUCUUUUCCCUUGUGCACCUGAUAAAAUCCUGUGUGAUUUGUGCUAGUGGUUUAAGGAAUUAAAACAAGAAAAAAAGACAAAACUGUUUUGAGUAAAUGUACCGUCAGCUUUUGAAAUAGUGUUGAAUUUGUUUCCUGUAGACAAAACCAUUCUGUGGCCUUUCCUUUGUUAUUGACUGAUGAAGAAAAGGCAGGAAGUGUCAGUUUUAACUUUAUUUUAUAUUAUUUUAAAGACUGUUUUGAGUUUCAACCACUGGUGAUUUUUCUUGUCAGUGUGAAGUGUAUUUUUGUAUUAUAAGUAUAUGUUGUCUAUCCCUGGUUGUGUGAAGAGCUAGUGUAUGCAGCUUAGACAUCAAAGAACUGGAGGUCAUGUGUUUUUACACAACUUGUACAAAAAGAAUUCUAGAUUGUUAACAUAUUUUGGAAAGUGGAACAUCAGAUAAAUAAAGUUGUGUAGUAAAUUAUCUUAUGUAGUGUAGUGCGUCAUUGGGUGUGAGGCAGAUGGACAUAAAUGGGUAUUUCAUUUUCACCAAUGCAAGUGUAGAUAUAUUGAUAUUCUUGUAUGUAUGUUCAAACUUAUUUGAGAAGAUGUUCUGCAGACUUUGCAACAGGGGCCUCUGUUAGUCCAACUGUAGGCUGAAGACAUCUGAAAAGUUAAAUGUUCCAGUUGUGCAAGAAGAGGUUUUUUUUUUUUUUCUCUCAAGUGGCAUCAUACUGACUUUGGGCAAGUGUAAAACAGUGUGUUGAGGGAUGACAUUGUCCAGCCCAGAACAGUCGACCAGUCAGCGAGUUCUUACAGAAAAGAGGAGGCAGAAUUAUGCCCAGCAUCCCAACAACUACAACUUCUGAAGAAGCUGUGCAGUGUCUCUUGCUCGUCCAAUAGCCAGCAUCUUCAUUCGAGAGAGCUAGUGGUAUCUUCAGGAGACAGCCCCUGGAGGAGAAGCUAGUAAGUUCCUGGAUUUUUUUGAGAAUCAAGUAGCAUGUCAGCGUGUGUUGUAGGUCUAGAUUGAGAUCCAGAUGAUUGAAGGGGAAUGAGUGAGUGGUUGCACUGUCAGAAACAGUGCAGAUUAAAAGAAGAUGGAGCAGUGUCUUAGAACAAGGUAAGAGUAACCACUUUGCUUCAUUUUCAGAUUUUGGGAAAAGAAGCAUUUCCCCAUCAACUGAUGGUACAGGCUGGGUAAGGAUGAGUGUUUUUCACAAUGUAUGCGUGGUCAAGAAUUACUGUUCUACUAAUCCAUUUCAGACAUCACAAAUGGGGAAGAAGGAUGGUAAUGGAUAGACAUUUGGCAACAAUGAGGCUGGCACAUGGGUUCUAAAGCCAUGCAAAAUGAUUAACAUAUAAUUUAUCAAAGGUUUUCAUGAUCGAAAAUGUAUAUGUAUUUGAAAAUGUUGUCUGACAGUAAUAGGACUUCAAAAGCGCUGCUGAUGCUGGGAUCAAUUGUGAAGGUAUGCAACUGCUUCUUGGCUUGUGCGGCUUUGUGAGAAUAUUAAAGCAGGGAAACAUAAAUGGGUGGAUUGUCUACUGACUUAAAUAAGUGGUGGGCCUAUUUCAGGAUGUUCUAUUGCAAGUCCUUUUAAGAGUAUUACAGCAGUCAGGGUUUUACAUAGUGUUGUGUUCUUUUUAUAAACUGCCUAUUUAUAAAUAAAGCAUUUUUCCAACAA
This is a messenger RNA of Clupea harengus (Atlantic herring), 3078 nucleotides long. It is a transcript of the gene hnrnpa3, whose product is annotated as heterogeneous nuclear ribonucleoprotein A3. Gene Ontology annotation, cellular component: catalytic step 2 spliceosome. NCBI's taxonomy places the organism in Eukaryota, Metazoa, Chordata, Actinopteri, Clupeiformes, Clupeidae. The record is from RefSeq and is a predicted model, not a curated record. Gene Ontology annotation, biological process: mRNA splicing, via spliceosome. Gene Ontology annotation, molecular function: mRNA 3'-UTR binding.